Messenger RNA from Saccostrea cuccullata (small rock oyster), 1275 nucleotides. RefSeq lists its product as uncharacterized. The coding region runs from base 1 to 1275 and encodes 424 amino acids. The transcript is spliced from 5 exons. NCBI's taxonomy places the organism in Eukaryota, Metazoa, Mollusca, Bivalvia, Ostreida, Ostreidae. The record is from RefSeq and is a predicted model, not a curated record.
AUGGUAUCUAACGAAAUUAUCAUUUCGGGAACCAUAGAAACCGGUAAUACCUGUAAGAAAUCCAAUGAAAUCCAGAUAGACUUCAUCGCUGAAGAGAAGAAUCCCAUCGCUGAUGACAAAAAUGACAAAAGCGAACAUCCUUCUCAGAAAAGUAAACGUAUCAAUAUGGUCACACAGUGUGAGCUCCAUAAAAUGGGAAAAAUUAUCAACAGUUCCAACUUGUUAACAAAGUAUGAUCCCCCUGAAGCAGAACAAUGUAUAAGCAGUUCCGACAUGUUCACACACUGUGAACCACCAGAAGUAGAACAAUGUAUCAGCAAAUCCGACAUGUUCACACAGUGUGAUCCAUCUGAAUGUGAACCACCUGAAGUAGAACAACGUAUUCUCAGUUCCGACAUGUUCACAAAGUGUGAUACUCCUGAAGUAGAACAACGUAUCAGAACUUCCGACAUGUCAACACAGUGUGUGACCGAAAUGUUCACACAGUGUGAGCCCCAUAAAGUAGAACGACGUAUCUGCAAUUCUGAAAUGUUCAAACAGUGUGAGACCGACAUGUUCACACAGUGUGAUCCUUAUGAAGUAGAACAACGUAUCAGAACUUCCGACAUGUUCACACAGUUUGAUCCCCCUGAAGUAGAACAACUCAUCAGCAAUUCCGACAAGUUCACACAAUGUGAACCACCUGAAGUAGAACAACUUAUCAGAACUGCCGACUUGUUCACACGUGUGGAGACCGACAUGUUCACACAGUGUGAUCCUCAUGAAGUAGAACAACGUAUCAGAACUUCUGACAUGUUCACACAGUUUGAUCCCCCUGAAGUAGAACAACUCAUCAGCAAUUCCGACAAGUUCACACAAUGUGAACCACCUGAAGUAGAACUACCUAUCAGAACUGCCGACAUGUUCACACAGUUUGAUCCCCCUGAAGUAGAACAACUCAUCAGCAAUUCCGACAAGUUCACACAAUGUGAACCACCUGAAGUAGAACAACUUAUCAGAACUGCCGACAUGUUUACACAGUGUGAACCACCUGAAGUAGAACAACGUAUCAGAACUUCCGACAUGUUCACACAGUGUGAGACCGACAUGUUCACACAGUAUGAUCCCACUGAAGUAGAGCAAUUUAUCAGCAGUUCCAACAUGUUCACACAGUAUGAUCCCCCUGAAGUAGAACAAUUACUCUCAAUACAACCAAUGAUCACCGUACUUGUAUUCUGUCGUGUUGGAUUUAUUUUGUUAGUUCUCUAUGUAAUAUUGUCCUAUAUAAUAUCUUAA